AUGUCGUACUUUCCGGAGCAGCCUGGGCACGAUCCCAACCUCCAACAGUUGACGGAUAGCAUGCAGAACGUGAACAUCGCGCAAGAGCAGCAGUCUACUCGGUCUGGGCGGAAAAAAAGGGUGAUGAACCAUGCUUUUCAUACUGACCUCAUGGCUGAAACAGGGGAACGUGGCGCUGGCACUUUUGCCAACGGAGGACAGAUGCAGGCUGAUCAAGUGCAGGCUGAGCAGUACCCGCAGAUACCUCAGCUACAGGCUCAACAAGCUCAACAAGUUCAGAAUCAACCUGGUUUUGUUCCAAACGGUCAGCUGCAGCCUCAACCCACCAACCACGCAAAUCCGUCACCAGCCCUCUCAGAAUCAGAACUGCUCUCUGUCCCGGUGCAAAGACAUUUGGCCGAAACCGAAUAUAAAAACCGUCAAUUCCUGACUUUCCAAAACGCGUGUCCUCCUCCAGCAGGAAGCCAGUACUUGGUGGUGGACCAGGGCAAUGCUUCGCCCAAGCUCAUGAGAAUGUCCAUGUACAAUAUUCCCACUACCAAGCAGCUGAAGAAUGCCUCUAAAAUUCCACUGGGUCUGAUGGUGAGACCGUUUGCGCCGAGAGAGUUCACCGAUACGGCAAUCCCGCAGGUUGAUUUAUGCGAGAUUGGUGGACCUCCCCGUUGCAGACGGUGCAGAGCGUAUGUGAAUCCGGCAAUGCAACAUACCAAUGGAUACACCAUGAUCUGCAACAUGUGUCACUAUGAGAGUCCCACGAACGGGAAAUAUGCCGCCCCGCUCGAUUCCAAGGGAAUUCGUGUUGAUUAUGGCCAGAGACCAGAGCUGUACUCGGGGACGGUGGACUUCAUCGUUCCACCCGAGUACUACUUCGAAGAGAAAGAGCCAGUUCCGUUGAAUCACGUCUUUCUCAUUGAUGUCAGUGCAUCUGCAUAUGAUCUCCAGGCGCAGAUGGCCACUGCCUCUGCCAUUAGGUACGUUUUGUAUGGGUCUGGAGACGACUCUGGUUUGCCAGAUGGGGCCAAGGUGUGCUUCAUCGCCUACGACAAGCAGCUGCAUUUCUUCAAUCUUGAUCCGCGGUUGACCCAGACUACUCUGGGAACCGUUUCUGAUCUUGAUGACCCGUUUUUGCCAAUCCACGCGGGUCUUUUUGCUGACCCUCAGGAGUCUCGUCACAUCAUUGAGACUACCUUGCUCUAUAUAGAGACCAUGGGGGCCAGCAAGAUUCCCGAGCCAUGCUUUGGCGCUGCUCUGACUGUUGCUUUGCAAGCAUUGUCGAUUGUAGGUGGAGGCAAGGUUACGGCAUGUCUGUCGUCUCUUCCCUCUUGGGGCCCUGGUGCCCUGAAGGUGAAACUUCAAGGUAACAUGGCUGCUGCUGAAUACGACAAAGAAGUUCUUUCGGCUUCAAACGCAUAUUUUGAGGCUCUCCUCAAAGACUACACCAAACAGACAAGUGGUCUAGAUGUAUUUGUGGUGUCAAGGUCCCCGGUGGAUCUGGCAAACGUCGGCCUCGUUGCGCGCUCGACAGGAGGUGUUGUGAAGUCAUGGACUGACUUCAAUAUAGAGAGAGACGAGAGAGAAUUUUUUAACUCCUUCAAGAACUCUGUCACACGCUCUACGGGCUACCAAGGUCAACUGAAGGUGCGUUGUUCUAGUGGCUUGCAAGUUUCGAAGUACUAUGGAGCAUUCGCAACCUCGGGUGAAUCCACGGACCCUCUUUUACCGAUUCUUCACGAAGACUCAUCUGUUGCAUGUGAAUUUGAGUAUGACGGGAAACUUAAUACAAAGUAUGACGCUCACUUUCAAGCUGCUCUCCUUUAUACCUCUGCUGACGGUGUUAGGAAGGUGAGAGUCAUUAACGCGAUAAUCUCAGUUACUGAUCGUAUCAGUGAUGUCUUCGCCUUUGCUGAUCAAGAUACAGUUCUCUCUUUGAUGCUGAGGGCCAGUAUCAGCAAGUUGCCUUCUAUGAACCUUAUCACACUGCGAAAUAGACUGACUCUACAGGUGGCCGAGCUCUUUGCCAAUUACAGAAAGCUGGUGGCCCAGCACACGUCUAUGCCUGGCCAGUUGGUUUUCCCCACUGGCUUGAAGACUUUGCCAAUGUUUGUGCUUUCGUCGCAAAAGUCUAGAGCCUUCAAGGAAAGGGUGACGAACCCGGAUAUGAGAGUCCAAUCGGUGUUCAACCUUGCUUAUUCGCCAACUGCAUUAGUUUCCUCGUUUCUGUAUCCUCAGCUAAUGGCCAUCCACAACCUGGAUGAAGACGAGUGCAUUUUUGACCAGGAGACUGGCAUACUGAACCUGCCCAAAUCUGUUCCUCUUUCCAGAAGUUCUCUGGAAUAUGGUGGUGCAUAUCUAAUGUUGAGACCGACGCAUCUUCUACUGUGGCUACACACUGAUGUGAACCCACUGCUGUUGCAAGAUCUGUUCGGCGAUCAUGUCACCAGCUUGCAGCAACUAGACCCAAACUCAAGCGACCUGCCAGAGAUCGAUACUCACAUAUCGUUGCAACUGCGCAAUCUGUGCAAGUACUAUGCCAAAUUCUUUCUCGGAUCGGACUUCGUUCCGGUCCAUAUUUGCAGGUUCCGAAUUGACCCCAACGAGGCCGAGUUCGUGGAGUACCUGUACGAGGACCAAGCAACUGACCUGACUCCCUCUUUCCCUGACUAUCUCACCCAACUUUACAAGCAGGUGAACUCCAAGAUGGAGAACAGCAGGACAGAGAAGUCGGAGUAUACUAAUUUGAACGAUUCCGCAGCUCUUUCGCAAAAGUUUGUGCAUUUCUGA
This is a messenger RNA of Kuraishia capsulata CBS 1993, 2781 nucleotides long. RefSeq lists its product as uncharacterized. Gene Ontology annotation, biological process: endoplasmic reticulum to Golgi vesicle-mediated transport; intracellular protein transport; COPII-coated vesicle cargo loading. The record is from RefSeq and is a predicted model, not a curated record. NCBI's taxonomy places the organism in Eukaryota, Fungi, Ascomycota, Pichiomycetes, Pichiales, Pichiaceae. Gene Ontology annotation, molecular function: zinc ion binding; SNARE binding. Gene Ontology annotation, cellular component: endoplasmic reticulum exit site; COPII vesicle coat. The coding region runs from base 1 to 2781 and encodes 926 amino acids. The transcript has a single exon.